CUCUUUCUACCUGUCUGUCAGUUUGGGGUCAAACAAUAAGCAGGUUGUUUGUUGUCCCAGAAAUACAGCUAGCGCUCUUGUUCGGUCCACUCUUAACCAUUAUAUAUCUCUCGAAAUUGAUCAUCGAUUGUGUUUCUGCUGUGCUCUGCGGAUUCGGUCAAGGACGUGGAUUUGGUGGAAACGAUGCGACGUGUUCGCUGAAGAGACGACGACCGCGGUGGCUUCUCUUCCCACACCGAAAUCUUUAGGGGGGCCCCUUGGAAAGUGAACCGCGAUGGCAGCUGUUAAUAUUCCGAGUAUGCCUGUGAGGAAGUACAGAAGGGAGACGAGCGAAGUCAGCGGGUGCUUGAAGUACAUGAUCUUCGGAUUCAAUGUCCUCUUCUGGUGGCUCGGAUUGGGCAUUUUGACGAUCGGCGUGUGGGCAUGGACGGAGAAAGAUAUAUUCAACAACAUCACGAAGGUGGCGAACAUCGCCCUUGACCCUGCGUUCAUCCUAAUGUGCAUCGGAACUUUGACGUUCAUAAUCGGAUUUACUGGUUGCGUGGGCGCCCUACGCGAGAAUACCUGUCUUUUAGCCACUUACGCCCUUUUCCUUGCAAUACUGUUGCUGUUCGAGAUGACUGCAGGCAUCAUGGGAUUCAUCUUCAAAGAUUGGAUAAAAUCUCAAGCAACCAUCGGCUUCCAAACGUUCAUAAUCCAUUACCGCGAAGAUCCGGAUCAGCAGAACCUCAUAGAUUGGAUCCAGGAGGAUUGGUUGCAGUGUUGCGGAAUCGAAGGGCCGAAGGACUGGGAUAGGAACAACUACUUUAAUUGCUCCUCGCACGACGUCGGCAGUCGGGAGGCCUGCGGUGUGCCGUUCUCCUGCUGCAAACGCAAACCGAAUGAACUAAUCAAGAACAAGCAGUGCGGCUACGACGUGAGGAAACCGGGAUUCCCGGGAGAAAGACAUAUCUUCGAGAGGGGAUGUCUGAGGGCGGGAGAAGAGUGGAUUGAGAGUAAUUUGGUGCCGGUUGCUGCAGUCACCGUUAGCGUUAUGGUCCUCAAGGUACAACGCGUUCUCUAAUUUCUAGUGGAUGCUCUUUGCUCAUCUCAGCUUCUGUUAUGUUCGUCCUCUCAUUUACCAUUUGCUAUUUAUGUACAGCUAAGAACUUAACAAACAUUAUCCAGCUAUAAUAUAGCGGUCGGGGAACCGGGGUAAAUU
Molecule: messenger RNA, 1201 nt
Organism: Nicrophorus vespilloides
Lineage: Eukaryota; Metazoa; Arthropoda; Insecta; Coleoptera; Silphidae
Product: tetraspanin-5
Exons: 8
Coding region: 275-1063 (262 amino acids)
Biological process (GO): protein localization to plasma membrane; protein maturation
Cellular component (GO): membrane
Source: RefSeq, a predicted model, not a curated record